GAUCCCUUGUCAUUUCCAUUUUGAAGUCCUCCUCGUCUUCUUCAAGUCCUCUCGUCUUCUUCAAAAUCAAAAAGCUCAAAACCCCUUUCUCUAUAUCUUGAAAUCCAUAAGAAAAUGUUGCUGAAGGCUUCUCCUGCUUUCUCUUUGUUGAGCACUCGUGGGGACAAUCUGGGUCCUCUGUUUUCCUCUGUUUCUUCGUCAUCUAAUUCUUUUUCUCCUUCGACUCUUCGUGGAAAAGUGGGGACUGGGUUUGUAGUCUGUGCAUCAAAGGGUGGAAAUGAUAAGCCUUUAACUGGUGUUGUUUUUGAGCCCUUUGAAGAGGUUAAGAAGGAGCUCGAUUUGGUCCCGACUGUCCCUCAAGUUUCUCUUGCUAGACAGAAGUAUUCUGAUGAGUGUGAAGCCGCCAUUAAUGAACAGAUCAAUGUGGAAUACAAUGUCUCCUACGUGUAUCAUGCCAUGUUCGCUUACUUUGACAGGGACAAUGUUGCGCUAAAGGGUCUUGCCAAGUUUUUCAAGGAAUCAAGUCUUGAAGAAAGAGAGCAUGCUGAGAAAUUGAUGGAAUACCAGAACAAAAGGGGUGGAAAAGUUAAGUUGCAGUCUAUCGUGAUGCCUCUUUCAGAGUUUGAUCAUGCGGAGAAGGGAGAUGCAUUGUAUGCAAUGGAGCUUGCUUUGUCUCUGGAAAAAUUAACAAAUGAGAAGCUCCUGAACUUACACAGUGUGGCUGAGCAGAAUCAUGAUGCGCAAUUGACAGAUUUCAUUGAGAGCGAGUUCUUAGCAGAGCAGGUGGAAGCCAUCAAAAAAAUUUCUGAAUAUGUUGCUCAGCUGAGAAGAGUGGGCAAAGGACAUGGUGUAUGGCACUUCGACCAGAUGCUACUUCACGAGGAAGAGGCUGUUGUUGCAUAAUGAUGGAAACAUCUUGUUUGCUGCUUAAUUGCCAUUUUGAGGGUUAUUCAUUCUAUCAUUUUGAGGGCUGUGUUUAGCUCAUAUAUUAGAUGAUAUUGAUAGAUAUGAUAGACGAAUUAAAAAUGGAUUUAGUCCCCUUACUUGACAAUGGUCAUCCCGUUUAAAAUAGUUGAAAUAUAUGGAUAUCGUUUAUUUCUAA
Hevea brasiliensis (rubber tree) is the source of this 1102-nucleotide messenger RNA. Its product is annotated as ferritin-3, chloroplastic. Lineage: Eukaryota; Viridiplantae; Streptophyta; Magnoliopsida; Malpighiales; Euphorbiaceae. Gene Ontology annotation, cellular component: cytoplasm. The transcript is spliced from 8 exons. Gene Ontology annotation, biological process: intracellular iron ion homeostasis; iron ion transport. The record is from RefSeq and is a predicted model, not a curated record. Gene Ontology annotation, molecular function: ferrous iron binding; ferric iron binding. The coding region runs from base 115 to 903 and encodes 262 amino acids.